Fraxinus pennsylvanica is the source of this 1068-nucleotide messenger RNA. The record is from the annotation of a GenBank genome assembly. Lineage: Eukaryota; Viridiplantae; Streptophyta; Magnoliopsida; Lamiales; Oleaceae.
AUGGCUAAGGUGGUGAUUCCGAGAGUUGAAAUCCUUGCCAGCAAUGGAAUUGGAUCAAUCCCAAAAGAGUAUGUGAGGCCACAAGAAGAGCUAGAAAGCAUCGGAGAUGUUUUCGAGGAAGAAAAGUGCGACGAGGGCCCUCAGUUGCCGACAAUAGAUUUGCAGGGACUCAAUUCUUGUGAUAAACAGGUUCGUGAAAAGUGUCACCAAGAAUUAAUUAAGGCUGCUAAGGAGUGGGGUGUUAUGCACCUCGUCAACCAUGGGAUACCAGACGAGCUAAUUGAUCGUGUCAAGAUGGCCGGAAAAGCAUUUUUCGACCUGCCGGUGGUGGAGAAAGAGAAAUAUGCUAAUGAUCAGGCAUCCGGCAAUGUUCAGGGGUAUGGUAGCAAGUUAGCUAAUAAUGCUAGUGGUCAACUUGAGUGGCAGGACUAUUUCUUCCAUUGUGUUUUCCCAGAGGAGAAGAGAGACAUGUCCAUUUGGCCCAAGACUCCAACUGGUUACAUCUCAGCAACAAGUGAGUAUGCAAAACAACUGAGAGGCCUAACAAGCAAAAUACUGUCGGCACUCUCUCUUGGACUAGGGCUAGAACAAGACAGACUGGAAAAAGAAGUUGGUGGCACGGAAGACCUUCUUCUUCAACUAAAGAUAAACUAUUACCCAAAAUGCCCUCAGCCGGAACUCGCCCUCGGGGUCGAAGCCCACACUGACGUCAGUGCACUCACUUUCAUACUUCACAACAUGGUGCCUGGCCUGCAACUCUUCUAUGAGGGAAAAUGGGUCACUGCAAAAUGUGUUCCAAACUCCAUUAUCAUGCACAUUGGAGAUACUACUGAGAUUUUGUCCAAUGGGAAGUAUAAAAGUAUUCUGCAUAGAGGGCUUGUGAAUAAAGAGAAGGUGAGGAUUUCUUGGGCAGUUUUCUGUGAGCCACCCAAAGAGAAGAUUGUGCUGAAGCCGCUGCCGGAGACGGUUUCUGAGGCUGAGCCGCCACGCUUCCCGCCCCGUACCUUUGCUCAGCAUAUCAUGCAUAAGCUGUUCAGGAAGAGUGAGGAUUCUGGUGAAGAAAAAUGA